AAUGACAUCCCUCCGCUGCAGUCAGGUGACAUGUUAUUGAUUCAGUGCACACGCUGGCUAAAAUCUUUAUGGUUAUGAAAUACAGACUAAUGAUUUAAUAAGGUGAUGGAGGUUGGUACACAGCAGCUAAAGAGGGAUUGAUUUGUGACUGACUGAGUAGGCUAGUGCCCCUAUGCCCCGCUGUGCCAGUGGGAUACAUCAAAUGUGAUUUUAGCAGAUGCUCACCUGGCUGUGCUGUCAUUUAGUUUUUUAAUUAACACACGACUUUCUAUUCGAAUACAUUCAGGCUGUAAACCCAGCCCCAUAUCUCUCAUGUUCGAGCUUAUGCUAUUUGUCCGUUAUACACGGACACAAGUCUAAAGACAAGGCCUCAGGUGAAUAACCGGGAGGAGAGGAGAGCGCUUUAACCCCUGACCAUCUGGAGCAAUCGCAGUAGAAUUGGAACGAUGGCUGGAGGGCGUAUUCCUGACGGCGUCUACAAUCUAUAACAUAUGUUUUGAUGCUGGUACGCGCGCCGCCUCUUCCUCAGUGCACUGACUGAACAACGCGACAAUAGCCUAAACGGUGUGUGCUUUCGGCUCCAUCGUCUCUGUUGGUUAUCUAUUCAUCCACGGCUCUGAAUCUGGCAGACCUGCACAGGACAUGGUGUUUUGUAUGGAAUUAGGCCUAUCAGUGUCAUCUGUCUGAGAGUCGGGAGAGAGAGAGAAAUAUAGAGAGAAAUAGAGAGAGAGAGAGAGAGAGAGAGAGAGAGCGAGAGCGCAAAGGAAUCCUUGGCAUACACACACGUCGGUGUCUCGAUGUGAUUUUGAGUGACUGGCUGCAUUCUUGUGGAGACGAGCGGAACGGAUAAACCUAUUUUCAUCGUCUCACCCAUUUGCGCGGAUAGCGGCUGGUGCAUGCCCGUCUGGGUUGAGCAUCUAACAGCGUCUCUUUCUGCUGGAGCUUGGCUGAUCCGAGCUGUCCUUGGUCGGGCGUGGAGGGAGCCGAGAUGAGCGCCUUUCGGAGGGGUAGCUGGGUGUCUCUGUUGGAGUUGUGUUGGAUAUUAAUGGGACUGUGGAGGCUCGGGGCCGCCUGCCCUGCGUCCUGCUCCUGCAGCGGGACCAAGAUCGCCUGUGUGGACCAGGAGCGGGGCAUCAUGGCUUUCCCAGUGCUGCAGUCUGAGCUGGAGAUGGACAACAUCACGGACAUAUAUAUUGCAAAUCAGAGUAGCUUCUCAUCCAUCAAUGACAAAGACCUGCAUUAUUACCGGAACCUCACGAAUCUAACUGUGACUAACAGCAGGCUUACCUAUGUGUCUCGACUGGCUUUCCAGAACAACCUCAAACUUCAGUAUCUGAAUCUGAAAGAUAACAACUUGUCAUCUCUGUAUUGGAGGAUAUUUCGACAUUUAAACAUAUCAAAUCUGAUUCUUUCAGGGAACCCGCUGCACUGUUCCUGUGAGAACAUGUGGAUGAAGCUGUGGCUGGGAGAGGAGGCUGAUGCUCAGGAGCUCAAAUGUAUAGAGGAGGGUGGUGGGAGGAAACCUCUCACCAGGCUCAACCCCCCUCACUGUGUGGUUCCCAUGGCGACUCUGAGCCCAUCCAAGGUGACGGUGCAGGAGGGUGCUGAUGUGGUGUUGACAUGCAACACCUCUGGAGCGCCCUCUCCUGAGCUCAUCUGGAACAUGAUCCCACUCGUCUCCUACAAUGAGAUUGAGGCCUCAGGGCAGGUGUCUGAGCUCCAUCUCUAUAACCUCUCCUCACUGGACAACAACUGUAAGAUCACCUGCAGCGCUGAGAACAUUGUGGGCGAGAAUGAGUCCUCAGUCUUCCUCGACAUCCUCUUUCCCCCUAACAUCAGUAAAUUGAGUGAUGCCUACUCAGACCACCACUGGUGCAUCCCAUUCAGUAUGUCUGGGAACCCAAAACCUGAUCUCCGCUGGCUGUUAAACGGGGAGCCGGUAAAUGAGGGACCCUACAUCAUGACUAUGAUCCAUGACUUCUCUGAGAGGGAGUUCCACGGCUGCCUGCAGCUGGACAGCCCCACACACAUCAACAACGGACCGUACACCCUGCUGGCCAGCAACAAGUACGGACAGGACCGCAAGACCGUCGAGGCUCACUUCAUGCUUGACCCCUUUGAUGGAGGAACAGUGACAGAACCACUUUACUAUGACCCAACUACAGAGGACACACCUCUAGAGCCACCAGAAGACAGAGUUGCUGUAUAUGUGGUCGUAGGGAUUGCAGCAGUAGCCUUCAUGGGUUUUCUAUUGAUGCUGGUCAUCUUGAAAUUCGGGGGAAACUCAAAGUUUGGAAUCAAAGGUGCGUCAUCGGUGAUCAGUAAUGAUGACGACUCGGCUUCUCCUCUCCACCACGUGUCCAAUGGCAGUAACACUCCGUCCUCCUCUGAGAUGGGCCUAGACGCAGUCAUCAUCGGCAUGACCAAGAUCCCCGUUAUCGAGAACCCUCAGUACUUCCGCAGCAACAGCAUGCUCAAAUCAGACACCUUUGUCCAGCACAUCAAGAGACACAACAUAGUGCUGAAGAGGGAGUUGGGAGAGGGGGCGUUUGGGAAGGUUUUCCUGGCUGAGUGCUAUAACCUGUCUCCUGAGCUCGAAAAGAUCCUGGUAGCCGUCAAGACCCUGAAAGAGGCUAGUGAGAAUGCAAGGAAGGACUUCCACCGGGAGGCCGAGUUGCUGACCAACCUGCAGCACCAGCACAUUGUUACGUUCUACGGUGUGUGUGUGGAGAGCGACCCCCUCAUCAUGGUUUUUGAGUAUAUGAAGCACGGGGACCUCAACAAGUUCCUCAGGGCUCACGGUCCCGACUCCGUGAUGAUGGGUGACGGUCCGACCAAUAGGCCCGUGGUGUUGACCCAGUCCCAGAUGCUGCACAUCGCCCAGCAGAUUGCUGCAGGCAUGGUCUACCUGGCCUCCCAGCACUUUGUCCACCGAGACCUGGCCACACGUAACUGUCUGGUGGGAGAGAACCUGCUGGUGAAGAUCGGUGACUUCGGCAUGUCCCGAGAUGUGUACAGCACGGACUACUACAGGGUAAGUGUGGGGGGUCACACCAUGCUGCCCAUCCGCUGGAUGCCUCCAGAGAGCAUCAUGUACAGGAAGUUCACCACGGAGAGUGACGUGUGGAGUCUGGGCGUGGUCCUCUGGGAGAUCUUCACCUACGGCAAACAGCCCUGGUACCAGCUCUCCAACAACGAGGUGAUUGAGUGUAUUACACAGGGGCGUGUCCUGCAGCGGCCUCGCACCUGUCCCAAAGAGGUGUACGACCUGAUGCUGGGGUGCUGGCAGAGGGAACCCCACAUGAGACACCACAUCAAGGAUAUCCACAGCUUACUGCUCAACCUAGCCAAGGCCUCUCCUGUCUACCUGGACAUCCUUGGCUGAGAGAGAGAGAGUGUGUGUGUGUGCGCAUGGUUGAGUGUGUGUUUGAAGCUACGAUCAAACUCUUUAAGGCAAUCAGAAGAUUCCCCAACUAUUCCCUUGUGCCCUACCCUACCCUCCCCCCUUCCCUCUCUCUCAUACUUUCUUCCUACUUCUACUCUGUCAUGCAUCUCUUUACCCACCAUCUAUUUUCUUCCUACUCAAGAGACAUUAAGAAUGGUUUGCAGUGGGAAGGCUUCUCCCAUUUCUUCAAAGGCUUUUUAACGGCGCCUAAAUGGUCUACUGUAAAUGGCUAAGAGGGCUGUACUAUAGUAUAUACGAGCAGGCAGUGGGAGGUGCCAUUUGGUCCAAUUGGUUUCUGGAAACUCCAUCCUUCUGUAAAUAAAACCCCUGGAGUCCAGAAGAGGUGCCUCCACUGCAGAUGGGUGAUUUUGUCUCUGUACAUACUGGACAUACAGCUACCAGACCCCAGCGAUGUCCUGAAAAGACUUGAGAUGCAUUGCACCAUCUGAGGAGACAUAGAAGCAACCAGACUAUUAUUUCCCCUCAUGUCAACAAGGCAUGACAUAAGACAUUUCCCCUCAUGCUGACAAACAACAACAAAUGAAAUGCUAUAACUAAGUGGUAUUCAAAGUCAGGGCAACAAAUGGGGGUUAGGGGGACCAAAAAAUUAAGAGCACAGAUUAUUGUAUGGGACAAUAUAAGAUCAUUUGAAAAACAUUUUAUUCAGUAUAUUUAUUUAUUUGUUUCUUUUCAUUUUGGUAAGAUAUGAAAAUGCAAUGAAUUUAAUGUUAAUUGUGAAUGUAAAAAUUCUAUGAUUUUAAGGUUGUGUCAUAAAAUUUUGGGUGGGGUUGUGAGAAAUUCUUGGGGGAAAAAAUGGGAUCCUCAUAAAUUCUGAUGAAAAAAUGGGGUCCCCACUAAAAAUGUUCUAACUGAGAAAGAGAGUUUGGGCGGGGUCUGUGUGAGAUGGUCCUUUCAUUGUUAGUGGUGAGGAUCUCUGUUUAGGCGUGGUUGGGUCAACUGUGGUAGAAUCAUGACACACACACACACACACACACACACACACACACACAUCUCCACCCCCUAC
This is a messenger RNA of Oncorhynchus mykiss (rainbow trout), 4469 nucleotides long. It is a transcript of the gene ntrk2a, whose product is annotated as neurotrophic tyrosine kinase, receptor, type 2a. Gene Ontology annotation, molecular function: brain-derived neurotrophic factor binding; brain-derived neurotrophic factor receptor activity; ATP binding. Gene Ontology annotation, cellular component: plasma membrane; signaling receptor complex; axon. The record is from RefSeq and is a predicted model, not a curated record. Lineage: Eukaryota; Metazoa; Chordata; Actinopteri; Salmoniformes; Salmonidae. Gene Ontology annotation, biological process: positive regulation of kinase activity; multicellular organism development; positive regulation of neuron projection development.